CGAGCAAAGUUUUCUAGAGAAAAAAAAAAUGUUGGGCCUUAGGCGAACGGUCGGGCUGGCGGCGGCGCUUGUGUUUGCGGCGGCGGUGCUGCAGGAGGCGGCGGCGGUACGAUACACUGUGGGCGCCAAUGGGCUAGGUGGCUGGACCAUUGAAGCCGGGAACUUCUCGAACUGGACUAUUGACAAGCACUUCUACAGAGGAGAUUGGCUCUAUUUUGUGUCGAAUAGGAACCAAUACCAAGUGCUCGAGGUGAACAGCACCACGUACAAUACUUGCCGAUUUGACCAUCCGCUCGGCAACUUUACGGGUGGGGCCGGAAGGGAUGUGAUGGAACUCAACGAGACUCGGGAUUACUAUUUUAUCAGCAGCGAGUGGCAAUGUCUUGGGGGCAUGAAACUUAUGGUCCAUGUGGAGAACCCGCCACCUCCGCCUUCGAGCCCUCCCUCGGGAAGCGGGCCCCACUCGAGCUUCGUCUCGGGUUUUCGGGCCCGGGCUUUGGUUCCGGCCCUUUUGGCGGCCGCUGCUGUUUGGGACUCGUUGCUUCUACUCUUGUAGUUGUAGCCGAUGUUUUUAGUCGAACCAAUUGUGACAAGGGAAAAACACAAAUUGAGUUUCUGUGGUUGAAUGAUUUUGUUAGUUUUUCUCUCUUUCUUUUUUUUUUAAAAAAAAUAUUGAGAUCAAGAUUGGUUGGUUUGUGAGAGGUGGUUCGGGUGAAUUCGUAUGCGUCGACACCAGAUUUUGAGCCGUUAAAUCAACACACCCACAAGGGUCGAAUCUUUCUUUUGAGUGUGAUAGUUCAAAUAGUUGUUAAUUAGACUGAGUCACUCGUUAGCCAUCAAACGAACUGAGCUCGAGCUCAUAUAAAGCUCGUUCAGUUAACGAUCCGAGCUCGGCUCGGCUUAAUAAUGCUCGAAAAUAUGAUUUUUAUGAUUUUUUUUUAUAGUUCGACUCGAU
Molecule: messenger RNA, 955 nt
Organism: Striga asiatica
Lineage: Eukaryota; Viridiplantae; Streptophyta; Magnoliopsida; Lamiales; Orobanchaceae
Source: the annotation of a GenBank genome assembly